Messenger RNA from Helianthus annuus (common sunflower), 1476 nucleotides. RefSeq names its product protein PTST homolog 2, chloroplastic. The transcript has 6 exons. The record is from RefSeq and is a predicted model, not a curated record. NCBI's taxonomy places the organism in Eukaryota, Viridiplantae, Streptophyta, Magnoliopsida, Asterales, Asteraceae. The coding region runs from base 180 to 1373 and encodes 397 amino acids.
UUCAAAUUCACAACCACCAAGACAAAGAUGGAGCCAAAAUUGGAAUAUAUAAAUGGCACUCCUUCACUCCAUCACCAACAGUUUUCUUUUCAGACAGUUAAGCAUUGUUCGUUGCUUCAAAGACCCAUCUUUCUUGUCAGAUAAUUUCUUUUACACCUUCCAAAACAUCUGCUCACCAAAUGUUCGAUGAAAUGCCGCUAACAACUUUCUCAAACAUUCACAACCCGAUUGCGCCUGUCAGUUACACCCUUCGUAUAAUGAGACCCAAUUUGAAGACUAGUACAGCAGUUCUGUUAAGGAUAGUGAAAAAAGACGGGUUUUUGGGGCUUAAAGUUUUGAAGAAAAUGAGAAUUGUUAGUGGGAUGUUGUGUAAAGGGGGGUUAGAACCGUUAGAGGGUGAUUCAGAGUUGGGUUUGGAGGGGGAGAUAUUGGAGUUUAUGAAGAGUUCGAGAAACCCGAAUGAUUUUCCGACGGAAAAAGAGUUGUUGGAUGCAGGGAGAAGUGAUUUAGUGGAUGCCAUUAUCAAGAAAGGCGGUUGGAUGUCAUUGGGUUGGAAUGAUUCUGAUGAUGAUAUUAGGGAUGUGAAUGCAAGAUUUGACCCUUCUUUGACUUCGUGUAGUUCGUCUCAUCAAUGCGCUUCAUCUUCCGGUAGAUCAGUGGAAACGGUCUUUCAUGAGGAUGCAUGGCUUGAAGAUGGACAUUGUAUAUAUGAUUCGAGCAAAGUCAAUGACGGUCAAAGAGUUUACGGGUCAGUUGAUGUGGAUUUAACAGCUACUGGGACCAAUUAUGUUGAAAAGUCAAAUAUGCCUGACGGAACAGAUUCAAACGACGUAAAAUCCCAACUUCAGCAAAUGAAACUCGAGCUCACUUCGUCUCUUCGCUUGUUGAGGUUCAUGAAAGAUAAGAAAACAAACAACUUACCAUAUGUAAAUCUUACAAAACAUGAUUCUAGUGAGCUGCAAAGGCUUCAUGUAAAUGAGGAUUUAAAUGUCAACGAUAGGUUGAAAUCAGUAUGUGCAAAGCUAACGGUAUUAGAGGGAAAACUGGCAUCAUCAAUUAUUGAUGCACAAAAACUAGUAAAGAAGAAACAAAUGAGAACUGACGGCGGAUGUAGAAAUUUGCAACUUCAUAAUGUUUGCAUAAUCUGGCAUGAUUCGGCAUCGGAAGUUCUUUUAGUCGGAUCUGUUGAUGGUUGGACCACUCAGAGAAGGAUGAAAAAGUCAGAAGUAGGUGUUUUCUAUCUGUCUUUUAAGUUGUAUCCAGGAAGAUACGAGUAUAAAUUCAUCGUUGAUGGUGUCUGGAGAGUUGAUCCUUUACGCCCUAUCGUCAACAAGAAUGGGUAUGAGAAUAAUGUUCUUACUGUCCCUGAAUGAACAUAAACUGAUCAUGAGAGUUUUGUAUCUCCAUUAGUUUGUAAACAUUAGUGCUACACCAAUUUUAAUACACAAACAAACAAGGUAUAUCUCAUUUUUCGCA